AAGUGCUUUAGGGGGGAGCUUUGCCCAAGAGGGGUGUCUAUAUGAGCAGGGCUAUGGCGCGCGCGCCGCACUCUGCGAACUCGCUGGUGUACUGACUACUGUGUACCAGAUAACAAUGAGGUCAGUCGUGGUGCUGUUGGUGCUGGCGGCGGCGGCGGCGGCGGCGCCGCAGCGGGAGGGCGCGGCCUACAGCAAGGAGGCCAUCAAGCAGGCGCAGAGCACCUUCCUUAUCCCCAAGGAUGCUGUUAUACAGAAGGUACAAGAAGGCGUAGAGCUCGCAGCGUACGAGUCCAUCCCCGGCAACCAAAAGAUCAACUUGUUCGAGAUCCUCGGCGACCAGCUGCCGUCAGAAGUGAUCAACAACCUGCAGUCGCAGAUCGACCACGUGGGCCAACAGUAGGCCUUGUGCUUGUAGAUUGAUAAGAUAGAAUAUAGUUGGAACCCAGUAACUAAACUAUAAACCAUAGACAACGAAGAACGAGAAGAACUCUAACUAUUAUUAUAAAAAAAACAGACCCAAUAGUGGUUUUUGAAAAAUGAGCAAUCAAAUGAAACUGAUAACGUAAAUAAAAAAACAAAUUCUAAACAAAACUUAUUAAAGGUUUUAAAUAGUUAAUUUUACCUUUAUAGAUUAACUUGUUUAGAGAUAUGAAAAAUAAAAAAGCAAAGAUUUAUUAAAGAACACUUCCUUUUGAGUAAAAACUAAUAAUAAAUGUUUUCACUAAAAGACUAAUGUGUAAGACAUAUUGAUGCCUAAAAAACAAAUGUAAUGAAUGUUUUCAAUAAUAAUUAAUAAAAAAACAUAAUUAUGGGGUCUUCUGAGGGUCUUACAAAAUACCCUUUCAAAAACUAAGAUUGAAAACCUCAAUAUAAUAAAGAAGUUGGAAAUUAUAAAAUGUAAAUAAGUAAAUGAUCGUAUGUAGUUGCUGCAGAUGCACUCCCAAUAGUAUCGUUACUGGUUCCGACCGAGUUGUUUAAUGUUUAAUUUAUUCGUGUCGCAGUGAGCAGUGAGCAGUGAGCAGUGCAUGUGAUAUUGUAACAUCUUUUAUAUGUUUGUAGAUAAAGAUUUUAAUAAUAAAUGUUCGUAACCAA
Bicyclus anynana (squinting bush brown) is the source of this 1092-nucleotide messenger RNA. RefSeq lists its product as uncharacterized. The coding region runs from base 116 to 400 and encodes 94 amino acids. The transcript has 3 exons. The record is from RefSeq and is a predicted model, not a curated record. NCBI's taxonomy places the organism in Eukaryota, Metazoa, Arthropoda, Insecta, Lepidoptera, Nymphalidae.